ACACUAAAAAUCUGGUUUCCAUACCAGUAGUGGACAGAACACCGUUGUGUAGCUUUGCGCUGAAUAAUAAAUAGACAAAAACAAAACUUAAUUGCACAUAUGUUUAAAAGUGAUGUCAUAAAAUAUGAAUAAAUAUAAAAGAUGUAGAAUUGGAAGUCAAGUGAUAAUACAAACCUUUUACUUGUGUAUUUCAAUCUGGUACGUGUAAUGAAAUUAUGUUAACAUGAUUGUGUCGGUGUUAACCAAUAAUGGGAUGUGUUUAUGAAAAUCGAUAGUUUACACAGACUGGGGUUUCAAGCUCUAGAAAUGUUUCAUAAUGGGUAUGGUUGUACACAUUUUGGUUAUGCACGUUUUGUUUGUUGUUAGGGCACACAAUCAGUGUCCAUCGUAGUAGGCAUCGUAACCCGACUUUUAGCAUUCUAAGACAGGAAGGUUUUAAAUUCAUUGAGUCGUUCUAAGGUGGGUUAUUAUGCAAUUUUGGAUGUAACAUGUCACGUGAUUCAGAAAAUAUUGCACUUAAAAUUGAACGACACUGACACCUUCUGGUAGAAUUAGAAAAUUAGGCGUCGUUCUGGUAGGUACGCUAAUGUUUUAUAAUACAAUGUAUAGAUACCUGGCACAGGUUAAACUUAUCAUUUAAAACAUUUAAAAAGUACCGCCUGAAGGAGGAGCUGUAGUGUAAAAUUCGCAGUUUUUUGUUUUUCUGACAAUAAGCACGAUUCCAGGAACCCGUAGAGACAACCCGUACAGUGGGUUGUGGUAAUAACUUAGUAGUGGUUUACUCUUGUACACUGGGUAUAGUUAAGUUUGCUACUAAUCAAUACAGCUGACGAGAGAUGUGCCCAGUUGACAACAUGUGGUUUACUCACUCGUCACUUGGCCUGUUGUGGAUUCUACAGCAACAAUUAGGGAGUGGCUCCAUUACUUCUAUCAAGUGCCAGCCAGUAACAGAACAAGUGCUGCCCAAAGAUUAUGAACGUUAUGACGCGCCAUUGGAAGACGGCCAACCAUCGAUUGUCCAGACGGAAAUGGCAUUCCUUACUUUAAAGUCGGUCGAUCCUGAAACUAUGACUUAUGAGACCGACAUCUUUCUUUCCCACAUUUGGCGAGAACCUCGUUUAUGUGACGUCAGUUUCAGUUCUAUAAAUCGGACACUGGAACCAAAGUUUUUCGAGGAACUCUGGAGACCGGACACUUAUUUCUACAACGCUCAUAGUGGAACAGUCCAGGAGAUUCUCACGAAGAACCAGUAUUCAAAACUAUGGUCCAACAAAACCAUUUUUUUCAAUGCAAGAAUCAGCCUGAAGUUAACGUGUGAUAUGGUGCUGAGGAAUUAUCCUCACGAUACUCAGACCUGUGCUAUUAUACUCAAGAGCUUGUCUUACACCGACAAGGAACUGAAGUUGGUGUGGAAAAGAAUGGAUGUUAGCAGUCAGAUCGUUCUACCUCAACAUGACGUCAUCAAAACAGAAACGAAAGAGGAACAAGAUAGCUAUGGUUUUGGUAAUUUUACUCGUUUAACCGGAAUCAUACAUUUGAAGAGACGAACUGGAUACUUCGUAAUUCAUACAUACAUCCCAAGUUUCCUGGUUGUUAUUAUGUCCAUGAUUUCCUUUUGGCUACCACCAGAGAGCGCUCCUGCUAGGGUCGCCCUCAGCGUAACGAGCUUGCUGACGCUUGUAACACAGCAGGCAAAAUCGUCCAUUCCAUCCAUCUCAUACGUGAUGGCUAUUGAUGUGUGGAUGUUAGGAUGCAUAGCUUUUGUAUUCGCCACUUUAGUCGAGUACGCCUUUGUCAGCUUCACCCUCCAGCGGAAAAGGAAAAACACCAAAGGUUAUACAACGAAGGUUAAUCCAGGUCAAAGCCCCUCUGGUAGGAACCAGUUGGCAUUUGAAACAACCAAGCAACCUGAACUUAAAGAGAUACCAAACAUAGAUGAUAGAAUAGUUGUAGCGAAUAGAAUAGACCGAGUGUCAUCUUUUCUUUUUCCUUCAGCGUUUCUGAUUUACAUCUUUGGUUAUUUGGCACAUUACCUUUGGUAGUUUGAUAAACAUCCAUUUGGCUAAAUGCUACCUAUAGGUUUCAUUUAAAGAAAGUUUCUUCUAUAAAGGUUUAGCCGUAACUUACAUGUAGUAACAUAUGAAAACACAGCUUAAAAAAAUAAUAACACGUUAAUUUCGUAUUUGAGUGAGCUGCAUCAUAUUUAACCA
Messenger RNA from Limulus polyphemus (Atlantic horseshoe crab), 2210 nucleotides. RefSeq names its product glycine receptor subunit alphaZ1-like. The coding region runs from base 837 to 2042 and encodes 401 amino acids. The record is from RefSeq and is a predicted model, not a curated record. Gene Ontology annotation, biological process: chloride transmembrane transport; regulation of membrane potential; chemical synaptic transmission. Lineage: Eukaryota; Metazoa; Arthropoda; Merostomata; Xiphosura; Limulidae. Gene Ontology annotation, cellular component: membrane; neuron projection; synapse. The transcript has 9 exons. Gene Ontology annotation, molecular function: neurotransmitter receptor activity; chloride channel activity; transmembrane signaling receptor activity.